GUUAACGAGCUCAUGAAUAGAGUUCUCCUUUUGACUACAGAAGUUUUUAGAAAACAACUGGAUCCUUUUCCUCACAGACCAGUUCAGUCACAUGGUUUAGAUUGCACUGAUAUUAAGGAUACCAUUGGUUCUGUCACCAAAACACCGAGCGGUUUAUACAUAAUUCACCCAGAAGGAUCUAGCUACCCAUUUGAGGUAAUGUGUGACAUGGAUUACAGAGGAGGUGGAUGGACUGUGAUACAGAAAAGGAUUGAUGGGAUAAUUGAUUUCCAAAGGUUGUGGUGUGAUUAUCUGGAUGGAUUUGGAGACCUUUUAGGUUAA
This is a messenger RNA of Rhinopithecus roxellana (golden snub-nosed monkey), 321 nucleotides long. Its product is annotated as angiopoietin-related protein 5-like. The transcript has 3 exons. The annotation marks the transcript as partial. The record is from RefSeq and is a predicted model, not a curated record. NCBI's taxonomy places the organism in Eukaryota, Metazoa, Chordata, Mammalia, Primates, Cercopithecidae. Gene Ontology annotation, biological process: blood coagulation.